UAGCAAAGGCUCUAUGCGGUACAAUGGGGGAUCGGAAUACAUCUCAACCUUCUGUCGUCGCCGAUCUGCUCACCUCCGGUCAAGAUGCUCAGAUCAAUCCGUGGAUGAUGGUUUCACGCAACCGUGAGGUCCUGCAGAAUAUGUGGGAGAUCGAGAACUCUCUACGCGAACUUUGCGAGAUCUGGGCGAACUGGGCGAGAUGGAGAAAUAUCUAGCCUCACUUUGCGCCCAGCAAAUCCAACUGGCCGAUUUGACGAAAUCAAUGUCGGAGCAGCUUCGCUCACUACCACGCAGUCGACCUGAAACGGCGGCGAUUCCAAAUUCCACGGUGUAUAAGGCCGUUAAUCCUUACCUAAGCUUGCCCAGAAAUCAUGCAUCAAUGACAGUAGAUCCAGAGGUAGCUAUUAGAUCUGUAUAUUUAUUUGUGUGUUUUGGGAACGAAGAAUUAACUAAUGCAAUCUAUGAAGUGAAGUUCAAACACGGAGGAGUCGCUAGUGAACCCCUGGUUGUUGAAUUAGUUAACAGGUUCUAUGAGGGUGAGAAGAAUGAGAAUGUUGGCACGCGGGGGGCUGUACGGUUUUUCCACCUCUCCAAUUUAUACGUCCCUACAAAGGAUGGUGGAUAUAUUAUUGACACAAAGACUAUGUCAAGAUCUUCAUCUUUUCCUCCUACCCUAGGCUAUAAAUCAGUUCCUAUUUUUGUGUCUGCAUAUGACAAGCUGUAUUGUCUUGCAAGUCCAUUUUCCAUCUCACCAAUUCUGGAGCCCUCCUUCGAGAGAUUUGAUCCUGAUACGAACAUGUGGGAGAAAAUGCCGCCGUAUCCAUUUUAUAAUGAUUAUGAAAUCCACAUGAAUAUAACUGGUUAUGCCGUUUGUUAUGGCGUUAUUUUGUUUUCAUUGUGUAGCAUAAAAGAAAAUAAUUUCGAUGUCGUUGCAUUUCACGUGGGUAGAAAACAAUGGAAGCCAGUGGAAGUUGAUGAUUCUGUGUAUAAUGCUCCUUUCCGAGGAAGGGCUGUGGUUGUAGGCAAAACUAUAUAUUCCUUACGUCAGGGGGAAGUUAUAGCAUUCUCCUUGGGGCUGGACAAAGAUGAUAACGGUGGUGUUGUAUAUACCCUAAACCAACUGUUUGUAUUGCAAGGCCUGGAGGUUGCGGAGCCACUGUUCGCAUUUGAUUUGUGUUGGAGUGAGUAUUUGGUUCAUUUGGGGAACAAUGACUUUUUCCAUGUCAAGACUGAAUGUGGCAUUGACACGGUUCCAUAUCUUCGUACCACCACGUUUCAAAUUGUUGUUGGAGAAGGAGGAAGACAUAUGAUCAAGACCAUACAUUCAAAUGUUCAUUCUUUGGAUUUAGAGGAGAUUGAAUGGUUCAAUCUUUUUUUCUGCUUCACGCUUGAGUGCGGAGAUUAUGAACCUAAAGAAGAGGAGAGCGUGACUAGUAUGAAUCAGCCAAAACAAGUGGAAACCAGCCUGGAUGAUAAUUGUUCUGUGGUGAAACAAAGGAGAAUGGCAAAGAAAGAAGCUAGGCAUGGAAUAGCUGCCAGGAAAAUGGUAUUAAAUUUUGAAACAGGAAAUUGGGAGGUUGGCUGUCGGGCACCGUGAAAGAGUUUAUGUGAUAAGUAAGAAAGUGGUGAUGUUUAUUAGUUGGAAAAUAAUGGGUGUUCAUCUAGAAGUGGCCAUUCCCGAACAUGUUAUUCAUGUAACAUUGCUUGCUUUUAUUUUAGACCUUUUGAACUUGUAAGGAUUAUACUUGGGUGUGAGUUCACUUAAUUUCUUCAAGAAUUUGGAGGGUCUCCUUUAAGUUGUAACAUUAGCAUGUAACCCUGGAGUAUCUUUUUUCUUAAUUAGUGUUCUCCCUUGGGUCUCUACAUUGUACAUUGUACAGUGUACAUUGUUCCUGGUCCUACCUACCCAGAAACCAACUCUGAUCAAAAGAAAUUAGUCUCCCUAAGCAUUUUCUUUGACUCGUUUCACUCUGUUAGCAAGAUUGUUGACUCAAAAAUAAAUUCUGAAUUA
This is a messenger RNA of Prunus mume (Japanese apricot), 2011 nucleotides long. RefSeq lists its product as uncharacterized. The record is from RefSeq and is a predicted model, not a curated record. Gene Ontology annotation, molecular function: protein binding. NCBI's taxonomy places the organism in Eukaryota, Viridiplantae, Streptophyta, Magnoliopsida, Rosales, Rosaceae.